This is a messenger RNA of Durotheca rogersii, 1672 nucleotides long. RefSeq lists its product as uncharacterized. The transcript has 4 exons. Lineage: Eukaryota; Fungi; Ascomycota; Sordariomycetes; Xylariales; Xylariaceae. Gene Ontology annotation, molecular function: FAD binding. The record is from RefSeq and is a predicted model, not a curated record. Bases 185 to 1522 code for a protein of 445 amino acids. Gene Ontology annotation, biological process: secondary metabolite biosynthetic process.
GGUCAUGUUUUCCCUUUGGGCGAAGAGUUGCGUUGACCUCUAAGAGUUCGCGUUUUGCUCAUGUUGCUCGUUGGGAGGUCAACCUAUUGCAACGCGCUUGUCACAAGGCUUGGCGGACCUGUAGACGUGUAACUCGUAGGCACUUUUCUCGCCAAAAGGCACGCUAAGAAUCACAAUAUCCACGAUGGGCGCACCGCUCCCCCCCUCAAGACAGCUAAAAGUAGCGAUUAUCGGCGGCGGGCCCGCCGGCCUCGCGGUAGCGAUCGAGCUUGGCAAGCUAGACUUCGUCGACUGGAAGCUAUAUGAGAAGAAACCCGCCAUCAGCGAAAUCGGCACCGGCAUCACGAUCCAGCGCAAUACGUGGAGGAUGCUCGAGCUGAUGGGGGCAGCUCGGAAUCUCAGUGCGGGAGACUUCUUCAGACCGGAGAGCGGGCACGAAACUCAACAUCGAAAUGGGAGGACCGGCCAAUUGAUCGGUCAACAGAGACCCCGCGCUGACACGCCUCUUCACCGGCACCCCUGCCGAGUCUAUCGGGCCAAGCUCCAGCAGGCCCUCUUAAAAGAAGUGGAUCAUAGCCGGAUCCGUGUGGGCAGGAAGUUGGUCAGGGUCUCCCGCUUGGGAGAUGAGAAUGAGAAACUCCAGCUAUUUUUCGAAGAUGGCUUCACCGAUGAGGUUGAUAUCCUCGUUGGCGCAGACGGUAUUCGGUCGGUCGUCCGGAACUUUGCAUUCCCCGAACAUCGCAUAAAGUACACGGGCGCGAUAGCGUACCGUACGGUGGUCCGGCGGGACGAGGCGAUGAAAAUCAAUGGCCUUGUGCCCGUCGCGACCUUCUGGCACGGCACCGACGGCAAGUGGAUCUACACAUGCCCGCUAGACGAGCAUGACUUUGAGAUUACCACUAGGGCCAAGAGCCCGGCUACAGCGCCGGCUGGAGACGAAAAGGGGGGGGAGCACGUGAGCUGGGGCCGCGACGCGCCCGUCGAGGGCUUUGUCCAGUUUUACCGCGAGAUGGCGUCGCCGAUCCGCCAGCUUCUCGGGCUGGCGACGUACGUGCAGCGGUUCGACCACUUCGCUGGGCCCUGCCUCCGGAGCGUCGUAACCGCGUCGAUAGCCCUCGUCGGCGACGCCUCGCACCCGCUCUCGGGAGCGUUCGGGGCGGGCGCCGGGUUCGCCCUGGAGGACGCCUACGUGCUCGCGGGCGCGCUGAGGUGGGCGCGGGGGUCGGGGCGGCCGGCAUCGGGCGGGCUCGACCUAUUCGACAAGGCGCGUACGCCGCACUACGCUGCGUUGUUCGGCCUCCUAGACGAGUCUGCGCAGGCCGAGCGGGAGAUGGCAGCGCGGGGGCCCGUGACCCCCGACGACGAGAUACGACACCGUGUCGAGAACUCGUUCACGUCGGGUCGUGAUUGGGUAUACGUGUACGAGGCCGACACCGCUCUCAAGGAGCUUAUCGAAGAGGUAGAGGGACGCAGCAAUACGCUGUCAUCGGCCGAGCCUUCAGCCAGCAGUGCGAAGCUAUGAAAGUGCUGGUGAGGUUUCCUCGAAAAUCGACCGCUCAAAGGACCACAUUGGGUGUUUUUGAAUGGAGACACUUCUACGAGGAGUCUUGCUUCUUGCUACCGCGUCGGUGUGGUUUAUGGUGGGCGUGCGCCAGACAUGGUGCCGUUAGGG